This is a messenger RNA of Rhincodon typus (whale shark), 674 nucleotides long. RefSeq names its product protein 4.1-like. NCBI's taxonomy places the organism in Eukaryota, Metazoa, Chordata, Chondrichthyes, Orectolobiformes, Rhincodontidae. Gene Ontology annotation, cellular component: cytoskeleton; plasma membrane. The record is from RefSeq and is a predicted model, not a curated record. Gene Ontology annotation, molecular function: cytoskeletal protein binding. The annotation marks the transcript as partial. The transcript is spliced from 6 exons.
AGUUGGUUAGAUCUCACCAAAGAGAUUAAGAAGCAAUUACAAGGUGGACCUUGGGAUUUUACAUUCAGUGUGAAGUUUUAUCCACCUGAUCCUGCACAGUUGACUGAAGAUAUAACAAGAUAUUACCUGUGUCUUCAGUUGCGUCAAGACAUAGUUACUGGAUGUCUGCCGUGUUCAUUUGUUACCCUUGCCCUGUUGGGAUCAUACACUGUUCAGUCAGAGCUGGGUGAAUAUGAUCCAGAGUUACAUGGAACAAAUUAUGUUAGUGAGUUUAGGUUGGCCCCAAAUCAAACAAAGGAAUUGGAAGAGAAAAUUAUGGAACUUCAUAAAACACAUAGAGCUAUGACUCCAGCACAAGCAGAUUUGCAAUUCUUGGAGAAUGCAAAGAAACUUUCAAUGUAUGGUGUGGACUUUCAUCCCGCUAAGGACUUAGAAGGAGUGGACAUCAUGCUUGGGGUAUGUUCAGGUGGUCUUCUUGUAUACAAAGACAGGCUCAGGAUCAAUCGUUUUGCCUGGCCGAAAGUUCUCAAGAUCUCGUACAAACGCAGCAGCUUCUUCAUUAAGAUUCGUCCAGGAGAGGAUCAGUGUGAAAGCACUAUUGGAUUCAAACUGCCCAAUUACCGUGCUGCCAAAAGGUUGUGGAAGGUAUGCGUGGAAAAUCAUACCUUCUUCAG